UCUUCAAAUAAUACUGAACUAGUUAUGGCAUGUUCUGGGUUAGAUCGACAGGGUGGUAUAGUUCAAAAAGCAGACGACGUUGAUAAAAACUCAGAUAUUGAGACUAGAAAAAGUAAAACCAGCUUGAAGAUCCAGUUAUAUGCUGAACAAAAACGAAUCUGGCCUACUGAAGGAAAGCAUAUUUUAGCUCAGUUUGACCAAGAAACCAUUGUUGUUUAUCAAGCUUUUAAUCCAUCAAUUGCAAAAUAUGCUGUCAAUCAUCAAACCUUUGGAGGCCCCGACUACAGUUUUACAAGAAUGUCUUGGAUUAAAACAAACUUUUUAUGGAUGAUGUAUAGGUGUGGAUGGGCGAAAAAAGUCAACCAACAAAGGGUGUUAGCUAUAACUAUUUCUAGAACCGGUUUUGAAGAAAUUUUAUCACAAGCUUACACAGCCAAGUUACAGAAAUCUAAAGGUUUGGAAUCAGAUAAGAUAGAAGUUAGAUUACAAUGGGAUCCAGAUCAUCUUCCGACAGGAGAAAAGGAACUUGGAAGACGAGCGAUUCAACUCGGUCUUAAAGGAGAAACAUUACGUAAAUUAUCAAGUGAUUGGUUGGUGAAAAUAGAGGACAUUACCGAAUUUGUUCAUCAAGAACAUGAAGUGUUAUUAAGAGAAGGGCUGUGGAAAAUAUUUACGCCCAGUGAACAAGUUUAUCCUCUCUGUGAUUCAAAUAUUUCUCAGCGUAUUGGACUAGACUUUUAUGACCAUAAAGGACCUACUGUUGUAAAAAUGUGAUAUUCAUUAAUACACUUUAAUAACACUUCCUCGACAAAACAAUGUUACGAUCAGAUCAGAUUUGUAGCCUUAGAUCAUCGUUGGCCAACUACAAUAUUGUAUAUAUAUCGAAUCUCUAAAGAAAUAUCAGUCCAAAAAUGAUGAACUGAAAAUUUCGCAACAUUCUCUGCAGAUGACAUAAACAGGAUAUACAUAUGUAAUCAAAACAAGCCUGCCAACUAUACUCUUUACUAGAAUCAUUUGAUAGGCCCCUGUAUAUUAAUUUAAAUGUAUAAAGCUAACAAUAAACAGUACAUACAAUA
Molecule: messenger RNA, 1076 nt
Organism: Patella vulgata (common limpet)
Lineage: Eukaryota; Metazoa; Mollusca; Gastropoda; Patellidae
Exons: 4
Coding region: 25-774 (249 amino acids)
Source: RefSeq, a predicted model, not a curated record